AUGGGUAGACCUCGUCCAUUCCGUAAUGAUCGCCUCUGGCUUGCAGUAGAUCAUACUGUUGAUCCACGUGCCAACCAUAAACCUCGACAGAAAGGUCUCAUAGCGAAGGCGGAGCGCUUCAGACGAGAGGCCAAGAUCAUCGACUUUCUUCCUGCCAAUACGAGUAUCAUGCACACUGAUUUUACUCGUGAACGUGCUCAACCUGGUCGUAUCGUUGUUGGGAGCGACUCGCAUACGUGUUCAGCGGGGAGCAUGGGUUCCUUCGCUGUUGGCUUUGGCGCUGCUGAUGUUGUCAUGCCAAUGGUCACUGGCGAAACCUGGUUUCGUGUACCUGAGAAACUAUAUAAUAAUUAUUAUAAAGUAAAAAUAUAA
This is a messenger RNA of Fusarium verticillioides 7600, 372 nucleotides long. RefSeq lists its product as hypothetical. The coding region runs from base 1 to 372 and encodes 123 amino acids. The transcript is spliced from 3 exons. NCBI's taxonomy places the organism in Eukaryota, Fungi, Ascomycota, Sordariomycetes, Hypocreales, Nectriaceae. The record is from RefSeq and is a predicted model, not a curated record.